Malus domestica (apple) is the source of this 991-nucleotide messenger RNA. The record is from RefSeq and is a predicted model, not a curated record. NCBI's taxonomy places the organism in Eukaryota, Viridiplantae, Streptophyta, Magnoliopsida, Rosales, Rosaceae.
UGUAUUACUGUCUUUUAUUACUAAUGCUUUCAAAAUAUUUGUUAUAUUGCAGACAAACUACAAUUUGGAGCACAUGGACGAGGACAAGUUCGCGUAUGUCAAUCGGCUCUUCUCCGAACGCUACAAGCAGCGGAAGAGUGACCUACACCAAUGGUUCCAGGAGUUUGAUGAUCCACAGGUCGCUCUUGAGGAGGGAUGUCCGAAGGAGUUGGAGGACCGACAAGAUAGUUGGGUUUGGCUUUGCGGUCAUUUUAAGGACCCGACAUAUGUGAAGAAGGCGAAGGCAAACAAGAUCAAUCGAGAGAAUAAGACUCUUCUCCACCAUUCGGGUUCGAGGCCUUUCUCCUAUAGGAUGGAGGCGCGACGGAAGGAGGGUUUAAAAUUUCCGGAGAUCGACGUCUUUGCUGACUUUUAUGUUCGGCCUGGGAAUGAGUUAACCCAGUCCCUUCAUACAACUAUGGUGGAAAAGUGACAGGUGGUGCUUCAGGAGUCCGCCUCCCACCUUCCUUCGGACAUGCCAAUAGAGUCUGUGGAUCCCCCUGAGGAUGCAGGAUUUCACAUCGUCACUGAGACGUUGGACUAGACUUUCGGUCGGAGGCCAGGGACAUAUUGUCGGGGGAUGGGAAAUGCCAGGCGUCGGGAGACUGGAGCCUCGUCAUCCUCGCAGUCAAAGACCAAGGUUACGGCUUUGACGCAGGAAGUUGCUGGGCUGAGGAGUGAGCUGGCAUCGUACAAGUCUCAAAUGUCAAUGCUUGUGUAAGCCCUCAGUUCCUCUGGAAUACAUCACCCCGGUUCUUCUACACCAUCGCCCUCACAACCCUUCCACACCGAGCAAGCACAGCAAUCAGGCUCAUCGACCUCCGACCUCGUCCCCAACUAGCAGCAAUAUUACCAAGCACCUCCAAAUGACAUGCCUAUAGAUUUUGCCUCUUUAUUUUCGUAGUUUUGUUCCCUUUUUUUUUUAACUUUACAUUUGUACGUACAUUUUAUG